CAGAAAUUAGAAAACAAAAUGGCGGAUGAAUCUGAGAAAAUAAAUCUUGGAUUUACAGAUUAUAGCUACACAAUGUAUGUGUUUACCUAGAUACAUCUGUUGUAUCCUAGUGAUGUCUUAUGCAAGUUUACUACCUGAGGACAUGGAUGCAAAUUAAUCGAUAGAAUAAUAAACAGUAGUGAAGCAUGGAAGAGAAGUCAUCAUCUGGGCAGUGUUCAGCCAGUGAAGAUGACGAAGAUCAAAUAAAUCCUUCAAUAUCACCAAAGAUUUCACGCCCAAAAUUGCCAGAGUUUAUUGGCAAUGAAAGGGUUGGCCAUCAUGGCAGAUCUAAAACAGACCCUGGUCAAGGGGCAGAAAUUAAAGCUCUCAUUGAUAAAACUAUGGAAGAUAUCAAAGAACUACAGCAAGUUGACUUCAAAAAAACCUACAGUCGACCUAAAACUUUUCCCAAGGCUAUAGCUAAAUCUCAAUCAACUCAUGUAUCUCCAUUUACAUCUCCCAUCCCCUCACCUUCAGUUGAAGAUAAUCCAUUGCUAAGCAGAAACAGAAGUCGCAGCCUUAAAGUUCUCACUGAUAUUCUUAAAAGUGGUCGUAUGGGGGUGGAACAGCCACGGAGUAAUCCUACGGAGGAUGGUGCUAAAUCUAUCAGUGAUAGUCAGUUGUUAUCAGGAAAGAUGAAAGAGUGUGAUCGACGGUCAAGUUCUGACGGUCUUCUAGGAUCUCCUGGUAAGAUAAUUGUAACGGAGGAUCAACAACAGUCUCAGGCAAAUAGAAAAGGGUGGAUCCAUGGCAGGAAAAGUGACAGUAAAAGUCCUGCUCUGUCUGAUGACGAAGGGUUAGAUUCUGAAGGUGAACAAAAACUGAUGGGACAUACAGAUACAAAUUCUCGCUUUUUAAUGUUACAUAAAAUAGGUGCUCCAAAACGAAGACCUGCUUAUGCAGGUUUAAUGCAAAUUAAUAAACCACUGCCAGAACCAUGUAAAAGUGAUGAACCAAGUUAUAAACGUUUACAACGUGUAGAAUUACGACCCAUCAGUAGCAAUGGUCGUACAACCUCUAAUUCUAGGCAUAUUACUCACCCCCCUAAUACAAAGACUACAUUCCCCUCUGAACAGGGUGCUGUAGAUACCAAUGGUUUUGGUUCAUUAUCUCAUUCUUAUGAAGCUCCACCAACAACCUCGUUUGAUUUGGAGUCUCAGCCUAGUGACAUAUCAUUAGCUGACAGUCAGUUAGGCCAGAGUCUCGUCAGUGAAGAUGUCAGUAUUAAUAGUGAAAUUAGUGCCUUGGAAAAACCCAGAAAUGUUCGUGGAUCAAAACCCAAAUCUAAAAGUGAUCCUAUAGGCAGCAAGUCUAUAGACAAUGCUGAUAUACCUGGUGUUCUCAAACCCUCUCAUAGUUCUCCACAUUUAGCUAAGCAAGAUACAAAGGAGGAGGAGGAGGAGGAGGAGGAGGAGAUAGUGCUAAGUGAAAGUCAGCAUACAGAUCUGAUAACAGACCUUGAUAACGAUCAUCCACCAUUACAAACAUCUCAAUCUUUUGAUGACUCCUUCAACAAACCUCCAUUGUAUGUAUCUAGUUUUACUUUUGAGGAUUCAACUCCCACCGAUAGCUCUCCUCAGUAUCUCACUCUCCCUAAUACAAACAAGAAAAACAUUGCUAGAAGUGUCAGUUCAGCCAGCGUGUUACAAAGGGAGAGAAAAUAUUUAGACAGAGAGAAUAGUCUAAGGAAGCACAGUAUAGCCAGCAAUGAAAGUAAUCCAGUCUCAUUGUUUCCACCAAGUAUUAUAGAUGUUCAGUCUACCAGUAUGCCAACUUUGUGCAAGAAAGAAAACAAGGAUAAAAGGUACCACAUUGUAGAAGAGUUGUACAGAAAUGAACAAGAAUAUGUUGAUGCUUUAUCUACACUGAAGGAUAAAUACAUGUUGCCCCUAAAGUUGUCCAGUAAUGUAGAUGAUAAUAUUGUAGACAAUAUUUUCUACAUGGUUCCUGAAAUAUUGAUGCAUCACACUGUAUACAAGAAUGCUUUAGACAAAGUCUGGAGAACCUGGGAUACAAAGUCAAGCACAGUUGGAAAUGUUAUUAUUUCAACAUUUUCCAAAAAUACUGUUCUGGAUUGUUACCUGUCAUUUGUAGAGAACUUCAAGACCUCUGGUAAAGAAAUAGAAAACAUCAUACAAAAUAAAUCAUCCAUACAAAGAUUUAUAGAGCAAUGUCACAGAGACAGUGGAAGUAAAUUGACAAUGAAGGAUUUAAUUGUAAGACCAGUUCAAAGAAUCCCAAGAUAUGAAUUACUCAUUCAGAGACUAAUAGAGAAUACUCCAUCUUGUCAUCCUGAUUAUGAUUUAUUGAAAGAAGCUGACCGAAUUCUACAUAACUUUGCCAUAAAACUUGGAACAUUGGAUGAGAAUCGUCAGGAAGAAGAUUGCCAAGACUCACUGAAAAGAUUAGAGCUUCUGUUACUAACUGAUCUUGUAUCCCCAGACAGGCAAUACAUCAGACAUGAUAUGGUACAGAUAAUUAGUAAAAAGGACCAAAGUUGUGUUUGGACAUUUUCUGAUUUAAUUAUAAUCAGUAGUGUCAAAAGAAGAAGUGGCACUGUUCCAAGGAAAACAAUUAUACUAAAAUCAACAACUGGACAGGAUUUUGCAGAAAAUAUCAAACAGAAAGUAUGGGUCAGGGUAGGCUUAGAUGAUGUGGAAGUUGUCAAAACUGAAUCAAAGUUGAAUAGAAAGCCAUCAGUUGAUCCAGAACAGAUAGAACAAGAUAUACACAGAUUGAAUGAAAUCAAUGAUAUAGCAACACAACUAAGUUGCCAUCACUCGGAGUUGGAUGUUGCUUUAAAAGACCUUCUAAUCAUGUUGAACAAUCAGUUGUCAGAAAUACAGGCAAGAAUGAGACUGGUAGACUCCAACAAACUAGAUAUCAUAGUCACUACUCAAGAAGGUGUUUUUCCAUUAGAGUUAUGUUUUAGUUCAUCAGAAAAAAGAUCUGCAUGGGAAUCAGCUUUCUACGAUGCAAAACAAAAAUUAGCCAUUUUGUCCAACAAGAGAGCACCUGAGUUUCUACAGCCUUUACAGAUAACUAAAACAAGAGCCGGGAUGCAGUUUUCUUGUGCAGCAGCUAUAGAUGGUGUAAAUUGUACAGGUUUCCGUGAUGUGUGGGUGUGUAAUAGUGAUGGCUAUGUAGGUCACAUGUGUCUCCUAAGUCUUCAACCAGAGCCAAUUGUAACACUGAACACACCAGUCCCAGGCUGUAACUCAAGGAUUCUAUGUAUUUGUGCUGUACCAGCUUAUAAUGGAAUAUUUAGAAGAAAAUCAAGUUCAAAAAAAGGAAAGACUGCCACUGUACCAGAUCUGGCAAUAAAAAUUGAUGAAGAUCAAGAAGUAGACGAAGAAGGAUAUCAGUCAGACGAAGAACUCAGUGAAGAGGAUUCGGAAGAAGAUAGAGAGGAAUCGGAGGAAGACGAGGAGGAGAAUUUUAAUGAAACAGAGAAAAGAGAUUUGUUUGUCAGUGAGAUAGAAGUGCGACGCCCACCUCCUUCAGACCUGACCCAAAGUUCACCUGAUACAAUAACAGUGUCUGGUAACUGGACACAAGAUGCUUUUAAGAGUACUAUGUGGCUAGGAACAGAAGAUGGAUGUAUACACAUUUUCCAGUGUACAGAUAAUAUUAAGACAACAAAGAACAAAUUGAAGAUACAUCAUGGAUCUCCUGUGUACUGUAUUGUAUACCUUGAUAACAAAGUAUUUGUUUCAUUAGCCAAUGGAGAUUUGAUAGUGUAUAAAAGAGAUACAGAAGGUAUAUGGGAUACAGAAAAUCCAUACACACGUACCGUUGGAACUGUGACUUCACCAAUCAAUAGAAUGUUAGCUGUAGCUGGAAAAUUAUGGUGUGGUUGUCAGAACAUGAUUAAUGUUAUAAAUCCAUUGACUCUUAGAAUAGAGUCAUCGUUUCAAGAAAGCCAAGAUUCCAACAGAUCAGUUCAGUGUAUGGUGACAGCAGGACAGGGAGUCUGGAUAGCACCACAACAGAGUUCAAAGGUCUUGUUACAUCAUGCUACCACUUAUGAGUUCCUGCUGGAAGUAAACAUAGCCCAUGCUGUCACACAGAAGUUGCAAUCUGCAGAUGACAUUAUAAGACAACACAAAGCUGCUUGUUUACGUAUAACUGCCUUGUUAAUUUGUAAAGAUCUUCUUUGGGUUGGAACAAGUGCUGGUGUUAUACUUACCAUACCAAUGCCAAGAAUUACAUCAACAACAACAAGAGGUCAAAUGACAGCCCCAUCAGUAACAGGUCUUGUGUAUGGACAUACCGGUCAUGUUAGAUUUUUAACAUGUGUUGAAAUGAAUGCAGCUGCAGCAACUUCCAGUAGGACAGAUAAUGAAGAGGAAUCGUCACUGCCAGAAAACCUUGCCAUAAAAGACAUGCCCCGUAGAUCCUCUGUUGCUGCAACUACUGCUACUAUGGCAACACGAAUGCUUGUGAUAAGUGGUGGUGACGGUUAUGAGGAUUUCCGUACCACGUCUGCUAAUGAAUCUGCUGGACGUGAUGAUAGCACAAAUCAUUUACUAUUGUGGCAUGUUUGAAAAUAAUAACUAGUCAACUUUAUAUAUAUAUUAGUCCCCUGGUGUAUUUAUGUUAUACUAGUCUCCUGUGUACUUUAAUGUUUAGUCCAUAUGGGGCCAGAAGAAGGGUAACUCUCUAUAAAUAACUCUAGCUAACAUAUCUGUUGACCUCAAACAUAAGACUACAUCAAUUGUUGUUUGCUAUCAUUGUUUUUAUUGUUUGAUUAUCUUUCAGUAACAUUGUUGUUGAGAGUGGUGUAAAGGGGAGGUAUCUGCACGGAAGAACGCAAAAUUAAAUUGCCAUUUUAUGAUGAAUGAACAAUUAAAAAUUUACUGGACGUUGAUCUUUUUACUGAUUUAACAAAACAUGGUAAAUAACUAUCCUUUUUCACAGCUGCACAUGAAAUAAAAAUGGCAAAACAUGUUGCAUGAAAAUAACUCUUUACCACCCUCUGUUAAGAAUCCAUAUUUUACCAUGAAUACAAUGCCUCAUAUAUAUCUUUUUUUUUAGUUUUGGGUUUUCAUUUAUGCUUUUAUUCUUCCACUUGGAUUACUGUAAAUUUAAAAAUUAGUGCAAUAUUUUUAUUCAUGGGAAUAAAACAAAUGUGCUCAUAUCACAUUUUUAGCUCACCUGUCCCGAAGGGACAAGUGAGCUUAUGCCAUCACUUGGCGUCCGUCGUCGUCUGUCGUCCUUGUCGUCGUCGUCGUAAACUAUUUCAAGAAUCUUCUCCUCUGAAACUACUGGGCCAAAUACUUUCAAACUUUAACUGAAUGUUCCUUAGGGUAUCUAAUUUAUAAAUUGUAUCCGAAGUUUUGAUCUAUCAACAAACAUGGUCGCCAUUGCUAAAAAUAGAACAUAGGGGUCAAAUGCAGUUUUUGGCUUAUAACUCAAAAACCAAAGCAUUUGGAGCAAAUCUGACAUGGGGAAAUAUUGUUUAUCAGGUCAAGAUCUAUCUGCCCUGAAAUUUUCAGAUGAAUCAGACAACUUGUUGUUGGGUUACUGCCCCUGAAUUGGUAAUUUUAAAGAAAUUUUGCUGUUUUUGGUUAUUUUCUUGGAUAUUAUUAUAGGGUGCAAUCAACAGUUUUUUUCUAUGACGUCACAUUUUUAGGGACCAUGCAUAAGUGACCCUUAGUGGUGGACUGAUUAAUAAAGAUACUUGUAUAAAACUUGAUAUCACUGGAAUCAGAAUGUUCUCUAGUUUAUAAUGAAAUAAAAAUAAUGUGUACUUUUAAUAUAUUAAAAACAUUCCAUCCAAUGAACAUGGGGGAAAAAAGCACUAAUUUUGACAGAAAAAACUUGAAACCAGGUCAUGUGCACAGACAUGAAGACAUGAUCCAUGCACAUUUUUGAUAAUCAAAACUGUAUGAAAUUUGUAGGUUUUUACCUGGCCUUUCAAAAAAAUCUUGUUUCAGGGUACGGUUUCCUGCUCCGAAAAGAGCUACAGUGGCUGCAAAUAAGUUUUCAAUUUUCACUGCCAAAAAAACAGGAUGUUUACAAAGUUGUCUCCCCUCAAAACAUGUAAAGUUAAUUUAAUUUUUAAAAAUAUUUCAAUCAUUCAACCUGUUUUAAUUGAAAGCUAAUUAACUAUUUUUUACAAUCAAACACAAAAAACAUGAUACUUUUGCACCAAUUGAGUUAAUAAACAGGGGUUUCCCUCCAUGGUUAUUUUUAGUCAGGGAAUAACCCCUAGUUUUUUAUACGAAACUGUUUAUAGCACCCAUAGAUAGAGAUAAACUGUAAACAGCAAUAAUGUUCAGCAAAGUAAGAUUUACAAAUAAGUCAACAUGAUGGAAAUGGUCAGUUGACCCCUUUAGGAGUUAUUGCCCUUUAUAGUCAAUUUUUAACCAUUUUUCGUAAAUCUUAGUAAUCUUUAACAAAAAUCUUCUCCUCUGAAACUACUGGGUUCCUUAGGGUAUCUAGUUUGUAAAUUGUAUCCGAAGUUAUGAUCUAUCAACAAACAUGGUCGCCAUUGCUAAAAAUAGAACAUAGGGGUCAAAUGCAGUUUUUGGCUUAUAACUCAAAAACCAAAGCAUUUAGAGCAAAUCUGACGAUGGGUAAUAUUGUUUAUCAGGUCAAGAUCUAUCUGCCCUGAAACUUUCAGAUGAAUCAGACAACCUGUUAUUGGUUUGCUGCCCCUGAAUUGAUAAUUUUAAGGAAAUUUUGCUGUUUUUGUUUAUUAUCUUGAUUAUAAUUAUAGAUAGAAAUAAACUGUAAACAGCAAUAAUGUUCAGCAAAGUAAGAUCUUCAAUUAAGUCAAUUUGACCAAAAUUGUCAAUUGACCCCUUAAGGAGUUAUUGCCCUUUAAAGACUUUUUUCACAAUUUGUUCAUCAUGUUGACUUACUUUAAAAAAUCUUCUCCUUUGAAACUGCUGUAUCAAUUUCAGCCAAACUUAGGCUAAAUGAGUUUCAGAGUAUCUAGUAUAAAUUUUAUAUUUUAUUUCCUUGUAUGUCAAGAAACAUAGCUCCUAUGGCUAAAAUAGAACAUAGGAGAAAAUGAUUAUUUUUUUUGGCUUUUGAAGAAAAUAGGACGAUCCAAAAAACAUUUAAAUAAAUUGAAAAGCCAAAAUAAUCAUUGAUGAGAGAUUUAACCAAAAGAAUUAAGGUGAGCGAUUCAGGCUCUUGAGAGCCUCUUGUUAUACUAUGGCAGUUUUAUUUGAAUCAUGAAUAUUAAAUGUUUCUAGGUCAUGUAAGUAAAUUUGGCAUAUUUAGCAAAUUCGCAAUAAUUCUUAUUUACAGUAUAUUUUCAUGUGGUAAACUUUGUAAGGCCAUUUUUCUCUUUGUUACAUAAUUAUUGGAAAUUUUACUUGUUGUUUCAGAGAUAUUGAUGUAAAAAACUAAUUCUUUAAUUAGUGGGAUAAUGACAUUCAGUUGUCAGUUCUCCAUAAUCAUAUAAGACAAAAUAAAUAUUUAGAGACUUGAGAAUCUUUUUAUGGUAAACAUCUUUAUCAGUUAUGAGACACUUAAUCUCGACCUCAUUUUCAUGGUUAAUUGUCUCUUCAAUUACUAAAAUUCUUACAGGGUUUGUUGAUUCUCAUUAGAUUAAAAAUAAUUAAAUUUUUUAACAGAAUUAUAUCUUUUUGUUAUACUUUGAUCUAAAUGACUGUCACCAUAUUAACCAAACAUCAUCGAAAUAUUUAUUCUGACAAUCAAUUAUGCAGAUUAAGACAUUUCAGUUUGUCCACACUUUCACCAUUUUAGGAGUAUGACUAUGAGUGAAAAUGUAUGCAUAGUAUUAUAAUUAGUUUAUAAUUAACUAUUUCCAAACAAUCACUGGCUGAAGUCUAUAGAGUGCUAUAGGAUCAUUAUUCCAAUAUGUCAUUUAAAGAUGCAUGUAUUAAAUGAAAUAGUUUUGAAAUGUCCUUAAGAUUUUAUAUACAUAUAUAUGAAGGGAUGAUUUAGAACUGACAUAUUUAUAUCAUUUAUCUUUUGUUGAAGACCAUGUGUUAACCUCUAUAUAUUUUUUGUGGAUAUUUUCUUGCCUGUGAAGAAAGGCGCAGAAAGCGAGACAUGAGUAUUGCGGGUGAUGGCGACUAUGGCAAUUGUUAAACUGUUUAAGUUAGUUUGAUAGGAACUACUUCUGAUAAAUCAAUGAUGUUUUGUAUGAAUUGCAUUACUAUCAGUGCAUAUCAGUUUGACAACUAUUUUGAGGCCCUAUCUCCAGGAAAAUGGUCCAGUGACUUUGAAUUAGUUACCAAUUUUCAAUGUUAAAUUUUCUGCUUUAAAUCAGUUUGAUAGGACUUACAAUUGACAAUAAUUUGUUAUAUAAAUUUACAUUACUAUCCGUACACCUCAGUUCGGUGACCAUAUCGAAAACCUAUCACUAAUUCAUGGUCCAGCAAGUUUGAAUUAAUUAGCAAUGAUAAUGUCCAUCGGAUUGUCUUCUUCUGAAUUGUCUUCUUCAUAAUUUUAUGGAGACAGGUGAGACAUCUCUCUGUGUCAACAGUUUAUGAAUUGUUUUGAUGCUGUUUUAUUUACAUAUACCAAACAUCUUUUGUUGAUAUGCUAGAUGGCAAACCUCUUAAGUGGCAUGAGAUGCCAAAUUCAUUACCAACAAUUUUAUCAAAAUAAUUUUUUACAUGUAUUACAAAAGUUCUAUAGCAUGUAUAGAAACAAUAAACAAUUCUAGAAACAGAAAAUAAAGUAUCAGCAUUUGUGUGUAUUUUAGGACAAGAUCUCAUCUUAUUAACCAUAGAGAUGGCCUCAAAUGACUGCCAAUGGUCAUGUGACUUGAUCUAAAGCAAAUAUAAAUAUAGAUAGACAGACAGACAGACAGACAGACAGACAAGAAUGUGGCAAUAGUAUAAUGAUGGUCUAGGUCUGUUUGAUUUUGUGUCCUAGAUUAAGAUAAAUAUAUAUAAAUCUUUUACUUCUAUGUAUAAGAGUUACUGUAAACCAACUUAUUAUCGCACAUACUUUAUUUUAUUAUACCCAGCUAGUCAUCUGCGUUGCAAUAUAAUUUCGCGAUUAUCUUAUUUACUUAAUAUACUUUGAUAGGGAAAGAUCCAAGUUAUUCCUUUUCACGACGAUUUAAUUUCGCGUUAUUUUUCUACUUGCGAAAGCCGCGAAAAUAAAUUGCUUGCAAAAUUUAGUUCGUUUACAGUAUUAGUUGUUGACAUAAUCAGGCGGUUUUAUUUUAAGAUAAAGAUCACACCAUUUCCUUAAUUGUUCUCAUACUACUCGGAAUAUUGAAGAAGGUAAUUAUCAAUUUCUUUAUUCAGAUCCUUGCUAGAUAAAGGUAAAAAUGGGAAAAAAGAGAAAAUACUUUAUCAAAUGAAUUUGACAAUCAAACUUAUAUACAUAUCAUAUUAAAUAUGUUUAUAAUAGUUUAAAUUGAAAGAAAUAAAGAGACCAAUAUAAAAUACGUAAAUAAAGGGUAAUUGGUAUUUAUGAAAAUAUUGGGGCAUUUGAUAAACAGUGGUUGUAUAGGAAAUAUAAAACCAUAUGCUUCAUAAGGAAUGUCCUAUUUACUGUUGUCAUAUUGUAGAAUUUUAAUAAUGUAUGUAUAUUUUUAUUAAUUGUAUUAAUAAAACAGUGAUAAAUGUGCCAAUUAGGUCACAGAUUUGUGCAAUAUAUCCAGCUUUAAGAAGUAAAAUCCAGCAAAACUUGGCUGUCUCCUGAUUAUUUGUAACCUGAAAUUUGACUUUCAGUUAUAUUUCUAAACAGAGUGUAUUUAAUGACAAUGUGAGACCCUCAUUGGUGGUCAAGGUUGUUAAACACUGCUUUAAUAGUGUAUAUUGCAAUAUAGUAAAUGUUGGGUUCUGAAUUCUAAUAAGAAAUUCUGCUGCAUUGAAAGAGCAGCAGAGAUUCUUAUGACUUAUGAAUUUUGUCAUAUUUUGAUAGGUAUGUCUCACUUUUUGUUGUUAGUUGUGUGUUUAUUAUUUUUUUUUUUAUUAAAUUGGAGUAACCAAUGUCUGAUCUUUACAAGGUCUUAUAAGUUUAUUCAUUUUGGUUGUAUGGUAUUUUUACUGCUAGAUUAUAUUUUAUUUUGUAUGGAUCACACAUGAAGUAUAUGUUGUUUAUGUUGGUUUUUAUGCCCCACCUACAAUAGUAGAGGGGCAUUAUGUUUUCUAGUCUGUGCGUCCGUUCGUCCGUCUGUUACACUUCAGGUUAAAGUUUUUGGUCAAGGUAGUUUUUGAUGAAGUUGAAGUCCAAUCAACUUGAAACUUAGUAUACAUGUUCCCUUUGAUAAGAUCAUUCUAAUUUUAAUGCCAAAUUAGAGAAUUUAUUCCAAUUUCACAGUCCAUUAAACAUAGAAAAUGAUAGUGCGAGUGGGGCAUCCGUGUACUGUGGACACAUUCUUGUUUUUGUUGCUGUCACUAUCAUGAAUUGCUUGGUUUGUAACAGGAGCUUACUAACAAUAACUGACAGAAGCAUAGAUUAUUUUCAGUACAUUAUGCUAUAAAUCUAUUUUUAAACAUAAAUUGGGGUAAUUAAGCAUUGAAGUUAAGUAAAAUAUACAAGUUAUUGACCAAUCAAAAUCUAUGAUACAUGUAUAAGCCAUACUAAGGUGAAGUAUAAUAAAGAAAUAACCACACAGAUCUCUUUCCUCAACUUCUUCAUGUCUUUAAAAUGAAAUACCAAAAAAUAUGAAAGCACAUAGUUAUUUUUUUGUGAUGUGAUUAUAUUUUAUUUUUCAUCCUAGUCAAAGCAAGAGGCAAAGAUAAUAUCUUUGAAAUUCCUCUUUGUAGUAGUCUUACAACCAGUAGUCGGAGCUAUAACCACAAUUAACCAAUAGUCAUCAUAGUGACAAAAAAUAGUCAUUUUAUAAGUGCAACACUACUUUAUUUUGAGGAGAAAACAAAUCUAAAAAAAUGCAAACUCUGCAAUAAACUUGCAAAACUUUCUUCAAAGAUCAACUAUCAAAACAUCAAAUCCAAUCAUAUUUACCCAGAAAUGUUUCCAGAGGCCCCUUGUUGACAAGUUUGUUGCAUGUAUGGGAAAUAACAAUUGACAUAUACAAUAUAUUACAAACUUGACUUAGUUUUAAAAUAAUUGGCCUUGAUGAAGGCUUCUUAUCCAUUCCAAUGCUGAAUGAUUAUAUCAAUAAUGAAAACAAAAGAUAUAUUGAUUGCUAUUUUGUGUAUUUUUUUCUUUGAUCUUUCUUUGUGAUGAUUUUUCAGUUCAUGCUACUCCCUUGGGAUAGAAAAUAUGACAAGAAACUAAGGGUGCUUCUACCAUAGAAAAUAUGACUAGAAACUAAGGGUGCUUCUACCAAAGAAAAUAUAACUAGAAACUAAGGGGGCUUCUACCAUAGAAAAUAUGAACUAAGGGUGCUUCUACCAUAGAAAAUAUGACUAGAAACUAAGGGUGCUUCUACCAUUGACAGUGUUAACACCAACUACAGCAUACAAAAAAUAGCAAGUUACAUUUUAUCAAUUAAAUUCCCAAUUCAAGGAUGUUUCGACAACAUUUAUUCUCAUGGCUGCUGGCCUUUAGAUGAGAUUGUAGCAGAGAAACAAAUCCUCUUUUGCAAAACCAUUGAGAACUUAUACAUAUCGGUUGCAUAUAUUUCAUGUGUGGUACAAAUAUGUGUGUAUGAACUUGAUAUUAUGUCAUCUUCCUAUUGUAGGAUUAUUCUGUUAAAUGAUAUUUUUCUUGGUUACAUUGUUCCUAGCUUUGUAUGGUCAGUGUGUUUUGUCUGCUUGACAUAUACAUGUAUAUCAGAUAGAAUUAUUAUUUAUAUAGUUUGUUAAGUUUAAUCAGAUCUGUUAUUGUUGAUGUAAAGUGUAUUCAGGGGUUUAGACUCCAGGUUUAUGUUGUUUUAUGUUGAUACACUGCUAUAUGUAUAUAAUUAGAUAUUUUCAUGCUCCUUUUUAUUAGCUUAUUUAUUGAUUUUAAUGUGGUAUAUAUCUGUAUAAUGCUAACAUUAAGUAGAAGAAAUAAUUGUCAUAUUGUUUGGAUACAGCUUUAAAUCCGUCCUGUAAUUCAUAUUCUAUCCGAAAAAUAUCUGUAGUUUUUAAAAUUGUGUGUUUUGUAUUGUUUUAUAAUUGUUUUUAUGAUUAUAUGAAAUAUGGAAAUUUCAUGCCAUAUUCAUAUGAACUGAAAUUGCUUAUAUAUUGUAAAAGCAUUCAUUAUGAACAACUGUAUUUUUUGGGAUAUUUAUAAACUGAAUCAGCUAUGACCCUAUCACUACAGUUGUGAACAUCUUAAUAAUGGAUAGUUGAUCUUGUCAUUUACCAAUAGGAAUAACAUGAUGCCUAGUUCUGAAUAAGAUAGGGUAAUUAUAGAAAUAAUCAAAGAGUCACCAAACAACACAUACAUUCACGAAUGCGCGAAAUUCAUCAGUUGUUUGAUCAUAUAUCGAAUAUUUAUUCAUAUUUGAAUUCUUUGAUUAGUUAUUCUAUAAUUAUUCAUUCUUUUCUGUUUUUAUUUAGAAUAGGGCAAACUGUAAGAUGCAAUUCUUAUUGGUUCAAUUAAUUCUAAAUUCUAAUAAGAAAGGAAAAGAAGGAAUAAGGUGUAUUAGUUCAUAACAAGAAAUCAGAACAAGCAAUGGAUAACCCAAAGAAAAAGGAACAGUGCUUUUAUUGAUGUCUUCACCUGAAAAAAAACCAGCAAGGCCUUCAACAUGAAACAAAGCUUA
Mytilus trossulus (common blue mussel) is the source of this 12646-nucleotide messenger RNA. Its product is annotated as rho guanine nucleotide exchange factor 17-like. The transcript has 22 exons. Gene Ontology annotation, molecular function: protein binding; guanyl-nucleotide exchange factor activity. Lineage: Eukaryota; Metazoa; Mollusca; Bivalvia; Mytilida; Mytilidae. The record is from RefSeq and is a predicted model, not a curated record. Gene Ontology annotation, biological process: actin cytoskeleton organization. The coding region runs from base 186 to 4586 and encodes 1466 amino acids.